AUGUUCCUUGUUCGUCGACGCAAAUUGGAGGGUGUUGUCAAGAAUCGGAUAUUUGUACCCAAUGGGGAUACUGCCACAUGGGAAAAUCCAUUAUGUCCUGAUUAUUGUCUGGCUACAAGUUCCGGCAAUAGUUCAGCCGUGAAUGUCAUUGCAUGCAAUGCCGCUAACGCAGAUGGAACAUGGUGUUGCGCGUAUGACGGAAAUUGCUGCUCGGGAUCUUCAACCUUCAUACAGGGAUUCGGUACGAUGUUUGCGGAAGCUUCACUCCCUACUUCGGGAGCAGCAUCGGGCUCGACAGCCGUUCCUGCAGGUACAACAGCUUCAACAUCAACAUCAGCAUCUUCAGCAUCUACUUCUUCUCCCGCGGCAACCGACACGCCCAUCUCAUCAAUAUCAAGCAAGUCAUCCACAACCCCAACUAUAGUCGGUGCAGCAGUCGGUAUCCCAUUAGGUCUCGCGGUCGUUGCGGCGCUGUUUCUCUUUUUUCGUGAACGCGGGAAGCGGAUGAGGAUGGGUUUGGGUUUGGGUUCUGGGGGUGGGGAUUCUGGGGUUGAGAAAUUGUCUGACGGCGAGGGUGAUGGUACUCAAAGUGGUCCUGUGGGGAUUUCGGGAGUGAGUAUGCCGGCUGCGGGAUAUUUUAAUCCAAAUGCACCGAAUGCAACGGAUGUAGUGGGGGAGCCGAUGCAAAGGUAUGAGGAGAUGGGCGUAAGGAAUCCACAUUAUGAGUUGGGGUCGGGGAGGGAGAAACCAUUUGAAUUCGGGGAGAGAUAG
This is a messenger RNA of Sclerotinia borealis F-4128, 771 nucleotides long. The record is from the annotation of a GenBank genome assembly. Lineage: Eukaryota; Fungi; Ascomycota; Leotiomycetes; Helotiales; Sclerotiniaceae.